This is a messenger RNA of Seriola dumerili (greater amberjack), 6414 nucleotides long. It is a transcript of the gene dock3, whose product is annotated as dedicator of cytokinesis 3. The record is from RefSeq and is a predicted model, not a curated record. The transcript has 56 exons. Lineage: Eukaryota; Metazoa; Chordata; Actinopteri; Carangiformes; Carangidae. Gene Ontology annotation, molecular function: small GTPase binding; guanyl-nucleotide exchange factor activity. Gene Ontology annotation, biological process: small GTPase-mediated signal transduction. The coding region runs from base 1 to 6414 and encodes 2137 amino acids. Gene Ontology annotation, cellular component: cytoplasm; plasma membrane.
AUGAGGAAUAUUAACAUCAACACCGCCUGGUACAGCACGGGGCGUGGAUCGGGUCAGGCUCUGGUGCUGACGUCACGCUGCUGUCACGGGACGGGCAUGAUCUGCAGCUUCCGGGGCUCAGUGACUCAGGGUUUGGCUCUGGAGGUGGGAGAGACGGUUCAGAUUCUGGAGAAAUGUGAAGGAUGGUACAGAGGGUUUUCGACGAGGAAGCCGAAUGUCAAGGGAGUUUUUCCAGCCAACUACAUACACUUGAAGAAAGCCAUCGUCACCAACCGAGGGCCGCAUGAGACUGUGGUGCCUCUCGAGGACCCCAUCGUCACCGAGGUGACAUCGACGCUGCAGGAAUGGGCCUUACUGUGGAAGCAGCUCUACGUGAAACACAAGGUGGAUCUGUUCUACAAGGUUCGCCACGUGAUGAUGGAGCUGAUCGACCUGAGGCGGCAGCUCCUGUCCGGUCACCUGACGCAGGACCAGAGCCGAGACGUCAAGAGACACAUCACCGUCAGACUGGACUGGGGCAAUGAACACCUGGGUCUGGACUUGGUGCCGAGAAAAGAGUUUGAGAUGGUGGAUGAAGAGCAGAUAAGCGUCUCAGAUCUUUACAAAAUGCACCUGUCCAGCAGACACAGCGUUCAGCAGAGCACCACACAGGGCGACAGUACGCGGCAGCGACACGGGGAGCCAUGUCGAGUUCCGGUGCCGCACCACCUGCUGGUCAACCUGAAGAGCUUCACCUACAACAGCAUCGGAGAGGACACGGACAUUUUCUUCUCUCUGUACGACCUGAGAGAGGGGAAGACCAUCAGUGAGAAGUUCAUGGUGAGGCUGAACAAGAACGGAGGACCCAAGAAUCCAGAGAAGGUGGACAGGCUGUGCGCACUCUUCACGGACCUGAGCAACAAAGACAUGAAGAGAGAUCUCUACAUCGUUUCACAAGUGAUCAGAACAGGUCGUAUGCUGCUGAACGACAGUAAGAAAGGACCUCCCCACGUUCAGUACCGCCGACCGUACGGCUGCGCCGUCCUGGCCAUGAGCGACGUGCUGCAGACCAUCUCCGAACUCAAAGAGGAGAAAGACUUUGUGCUUAAAGUCUACACGUGCAACAAUGAGAACGAGUGGUACCAGAUCCACGAGAACAUCAUCCGCAAGUCCAGCACCAAAUACACUGCGCCCAGCACCAACUAUGGUCUGAUCAUCUCCCUGCAGCUGCUGAGAGGCGACAUGGAUCAGGUCCGCAGGGAGAACCCUCUCAUUUUCAGCAGGGGGGUGGCCAUCACACGCAAACUGGGGUUUCCAGACGUCAUCAUGCCAGGUGAUAUCCGUAAUGACCUGUACCUGACCCUGGAGCGAGGGGAUUUUGAGAGAGGAGGGAAGAGCGUCCAGAAGAACAUUGAAGUCACCAUCUAUGUGCUUUAUGCUGAUGGAGAGAUCCUCAAGGACUGCAUCUGUCUGGGUUCAGGGGAGCCCAACAUGCCAGAGCACCGCUCCUUCGUCCUCUACCAUAACAACAGCCCUCGAUGGAGCGAAGUGAUUAAACUGCCGAUUCCCAUCGACCGUUUCAGAGGGUCCCACCUACGCUUCGAGUUCAGACACUGCUCCACAAAGGACAAAGGAGAGAAGAAGCUGUUUGGUUUUGCCUUCACUCCCCUGAUGAGGGAGGAUGGAACCACUCUUUCAGACGAGAGCCAUGAACUCUACGUUUACAAGUGUGACGAGAACACGACCUUCAGUAACCACGCCCUCUACCUGGGCCUGCCCUGCUGUAAAGAAGACUUCAACAGCUGCCCCAGCAUCCCCUCCAGCCUCAUCUUCCAGCGCAGCACCAAGGAGACCUUCUGGAUCUCCACACAGCUCUCCUCCACCAAGCUCACUCAGAACGUCGACCUCCUGGCCCUGCUCAAGUGGAAGGCCCAUCCGGACCGGGUCAUGGACAUUCUCGGCCGGCUACGACACGUCAGUGGAGAGGAGAUAGUGAAGUUUCUCCAAGACAUUCUGGACACCUUAUUCUCCAUCUUGGACGACAACACGGACAAAUAUGGACCACUGGUGUUCCAGUCAUUGGUAUUCAUCAUAAACCUGCUCAGGGACAGUAAAUACUACCACUUCAGGCCGGUGAUGGACACGUACAUCCAGAAACACUUUGCCGGUGCACUGGCCUACAAAGAGCUGAUCCGCUGCCUGAAGUGGUACAUGGACCGCUCUGCAGAGGUGGUCAGGCAGGAUCACAUACAGGAAGCCAUGAGGGCCCUGGAGUACCUGUUUAAGUUUAUUGUCCAGUCUCGGAUCCUUUACUCUCGGGCCACGUGUGGGAUGGAGGAGGAGCAGUUUCGCACCAGCAUCCAGGAACUCUUUCAGUCGAUCCGCUUCGUCCUCAGCCUGGACAGCCGCAACUCAGAGACCCUCAUCUUCACACAGCCCCCUGCCCCAGGACAGGCUCCUGGCAGCGGGCAAGCCAACUGCACUCAGGCCUGGAGCUCCAACGCUCUGCGGCCGUCUCCACUGUCAGCCGCUCUGCUGAACUCGUUCCCUGCGAUCUUCGAUGAGCUGCUGCAGAUGUUCACGGUGCAAGAAGUGGCAGAGUUUGUGCGCGGCACUCUGGGCAGCAUGCCGUCCACGGUGCACAUAGGACAGUCCAUGGAUGUGGUCAAACUGCAGUCCAUAGCCCGGACUGUGGACAGCAGGCUCUUCUCUUUCCCAGAGUCUCGAAGGAUCCUGCUUCCUGUGGUCCUGCAUCACAUCCAUCUCCAUCUGAGGCAGCAGAAAGAGCUGCUCAUCUGCUCUGGAAUACUCAGCUCGAUAUUCUCUAUUAUCAAGACCAGCUCACUGGACACGUCAGUGCAGGAGGAGGUGGAGAUGAUGGUGGAGUCUCUGUUGGACGUCCUCCUGCAGACCCUGCUGUCCAUCAUGAGCAAGAGCCAAUCGCAGGAGGCGGUAAGGGGUCAACGCUGUCCGCAGUGCACCGCGGAGAUCACUGGAGAGUACGUGUCCUGCCUCCUGUCCCUCCUCCGCCAGAUGACAGACAUCCACUUCCAACACCUGAUGGAAAACUUUCAGAGCAAGGAGGAGCUCAAGGAGUUCUUGUUGAAGAUCCUGUGUGUGUUUAGAAAUCUGAUGAAGCUCAGCAUUUUCCCCCGCGACUGGAACGUCAUGAGACUCCUCACCAGCAACAUCAUCCUGACCACAGCUCAGUAUCUGUCUCCUGCUCUGCACAAGAACUUCACAGAAGCAGAAUUUGAUUUUAAGGUGUGGAACUCCUACUUCAGUUUGGCGGUACUGUAUAUCAACCAGCCCAGUUUACAGCUGGAAAGCCUGAGCCCUGCGAAGAGGAAGAAGGUUUUAGACAAGUACGGUGACAUGAGAGUGAUGAUGACCUAUGAACUGUUCAGCAUGUGGCAGAACCUGGGUGAGAAUAAGAUCCACUUCAUCCCCGGUAUGAUCGGUCCGUUCCUGGGAGUGACGCUGGUCCCUCAGGUGGAGGUACGAAACAUCAUGAUCCCCAUCUUCCAUGACAUGAUGGACUGGGAGCAACGUAAGAACGGGAACUUCAAACAGGUGGAGGCUGAGCUGAUCGACAAGCUGGACAGUUUGGUGUCCGAGGGGAAAGGUGACGAGAACUACAGGGAGCUCUUCGGUUUGCUAACCCAGCUGUUUGGGCCGUACCCCAGUCUGUUGGAGAAGAUUGAGCAGGAGACGUGGAGGGAGACGGGGAUUUCCUUUGUUACCUCAGUCACACGGCUGAUGGAGCGACUGCUGGACUACCGAGACUGUAUGAAGGGAGAUGAGACUGAGAACAAGAAGAUUGGCUGCACUGUGAACCUCCUGAACUUCUACAAGUCAGAGAUCAACAAGGAGGAGAUGUACAUCCGCUACAUCCACAAACUGUGUGAUAUGCAUCUACAGGCGGAGAACUACACCGAGGCUGCGUUCACUCUGCUGUUGUACUGGGAGCUGCUGCACUGGGACGAGCGGCCUCUCAAAGAGUUCCUGCACUAUCCUGCUCAGACAGAGUGGCAUCGCAAGGAGGGGCUGUGCCGCAAGGUCAUCCACUACUUCAACAAGGGAAAGUGUUGGGAAUAUGGAAUACCCCUUUGCAGAGAGCUGGCCUUCCAGUAUGAAUCUCUGUACGACUACCAGAGUCUGAGCUGGAUACGGAAAAUGGAGGCGGCAUAUUAUGACAACAUCAUGGAGCAGCAGCGUCUGGAGCCAGAGUUCUUCAGGGUCGGGUUCUACGGCCGGAAGUUCCCUUUCUUCCUCAGAAACAAAGAGUUUGUCUGUCGUGGCCAUGACUACGAAAGGUUAGAGGCCUUCCAGCAAAGGAUGCUGGGAGAAUUCCCACAAGCCAUUGCGAUGCAGCACCCCAAUCAGCCAGAUGAGGCUAUUCUGCAGUGUGAUGCACAGUACCUCCAGAUCUACGCCGUGACACCGGUACCAGACAGCGUCAGCGUGCUGCAGAUGGACAGAGUGCCGGACCGCAUCAAGAGCUUCUACCGGGUCAACAACGUUCGCCGUUUCCGUUACGACCGGCCCUUCCACAAAGGACCCAAAGACCGAGACAAUGAGUUCAAGAGUCUGUGGAUUGAGAGGACCACCCUGAUCCUCACUCACCCUUUGCCUGGGAUUUCACGCUGGUUCGAGGUGGAGAAGAGAGAGCUGGUGGAGGUGAGUCCGUUAGAAAACGCCGUCUCCGUGGUGGAGAAUAAGAACCAGGAGCUGCGGACUCUGAUCAGCCAGUACCAACACAAGCAGCUGCACGGCAACAUCAACCUGCUCAGCAUGACCCUGAACGGAGUCAUCGACGCCGCCGUCAACGGAGGCAUCGCCAGAUACCAAGAGGCUUUCUUUGAUAAGGAGUAUAUCACCAGCCACCCUGAGGACACGGAGAAGAUCACACAGCUCAAAGACCUGAUGCAGGAGCAGGUUCACAUCCUGGGAGUCGGCCUGGCGGUGCACGAGAAGCUGGUGCACCCUGAAAUGCGCCCCCUGCACAAGAAGCUGAUCGAUCAGUUCCAGAUGAUGAGGAGCAGCCUCUGCCACUGUUUCUAUGUGGCCUUGCAGGGUCUGCCUGGUUUAGACAAGACCGGCUCAGGAGCCAACACCCCCAGAGGGAUCCUGGCUUCUCACAGCCCCAUGAGCCCCGAGAGCUUCAAGAUCAUGCACCGGCACAGUCCCAUAGCCGUUUUGACUCCAGUGCGAAACUCCUCCUCCUCUCUCUCCUCUCACAACUCCAGUGAGAUGGGGAACGUUGGCAAUCUGCUGAUCCUGGCUGACGGCAUGGUGGUGGAGCACCCCGAGGACUUCUACCGCAUGCAGGCAAGCCCCUCCUCCUCCAGCCUUAGCUCCACCCACUCUGCGCCCUCUCAGAUGAUAAACUCCACCCCCUCAACCAUCAGAGUCGGCUCUCCUUCUCUACCAGACAAAUACAGACACAACAGAGAGAUGCUGAUGCUGCUGCCGCCGCACAGAGAGCGGCCGAGCAGCGCAAUGUACACCAACAUCACGGAGAACGGACAGCCCGUGAACUUCCAGCGGGCGUUGUUCCACCAGGUGAUCGGUCCAUGUAAACCCUGCAGCGACCCCAACCUGUCUGUAGCUGAGAAAGUCCUCACCACCCCCAGUAGUUGGAGUUUGGACAGUGGUACCAGAGAAGCCCUCCCCUUCCUCUCUGCCCACGUUGGCAGCGUCAUGGCGCCUCCUGUUCCCCCACGCAACCUGCCUCAUGGGCAACACCUGUCGAUGCACUUUGACGCUUUCCACCACCAGGUCAGCGACCUCCCUCCAGCUCUCCCCGCGCGCUCCUUAAGAAAGUCUCCCCUGCACCCUAUACCUGCCUCGCCCACCAGUCCACAGUCCAUCCUGGAUGGCAGUAACUCCACCUUGUCGGGCAGCGCCAGCUCUGGAGUCUCCUCCCUCAGCGAGAGCAACUUCGGCGGCCCCGCCUCCUCCUCCGACCCCCCGGCCAGCCGCACAGACACCCUGGAGUCCGUCCCCAGCAGCCAGGCCUGGACCACCGACCAAGAAGACCUCGACUCGCCUUACCAGCCCGUCAGGUACAGCGUCUCUGAGCCCGAAGUCCUGGACGGAUCCAAGCCCCCACCCUGCCGCAGCCAGUCCGCCCCGGGAGGCGUUCAGGACGGGCUGCCGCACCCACAACACCACUACUAUCACCACCACUUCCACCCACACUACAUCCCCCACCACCCGCCUCUUUACCACCUCCACGAGCCUCCCCCAGCCCUGCCCCCCAAACCCUACCUCAGAGAGGGGUGUAUCCCUGAAGAAGACGCCCUCAACGCCCAGUCUGCACCUCCUCCUGCGCCCCGGCCCAUGCCACGCAAGAUCUCCCAGCCCAUAAUCGCAGCAACCAAGGAUGAGCAAGCUAAGGUGGCGUGGGAGCACGGCAUCAGUGAGGAGUAA